AUGCUGCCGGUUAGUUUGAGAAGUCUCACAACCCGAGCCAAUCGUGCUGCUGGUCAUCUCGCCGUCACUCCUCUCCCUGCUGCUUCCUGUCGUGUCAUGCUUAUGGCUGGUGUGGAAGCAACGACUCCUACUGCGGUGCAGGAUGCCAGAACGGGCCGUGCUCUGCUUCUCACAAGUCCUCCUUCCCCCACCUCCUCCUUCCCACCUCGUCCUCCCCAGUCCUCCGCCUUCCCCCACCUCCCGUCUCCUUCCCCACCAAGUGCCUCAGGGGGAGGAUUCUCUGUAUCCACGGGGGUUGUGGUGGGGCGGUGGUGCCGCGCGCUUGUAGCAUCUUCUUGGGGAGGAUUCUCUGUAUCCACGGGGGUUGUGGUGGGGCGGUGGUGCCGCGUGCUUGUAGCAUCUUCUUGUUGUGACUUCGUUUUCCCUCACCUCCGCCUUCCCCCACCUCCCAUCUCCUUCCCCACCAGGCGGCUCAGGGGGAGGAUCCUCUGUAUCCACGGGGGUGGUCGUGGGGGCAGUGGUGGGAGCUGUGCUGCUGCUGCGGGGAGUGGUGUUUGUAGUGCUGUUCUUGUGACUUUGCCUCCCCUCACCUCCGCAAUUCUCCCCCACUUACCAUCUCUUUCCCCACCAGGCGGCUCAGGGGGAGGAUCCUCUGCGGCUCAGGAGGGGGGUCCUCUGUAUCCAUGGGUUGGUGGUGGGAGCGGUGCCUGUGGCUGCAACUCAGGAGGAAAAUCCUCUGUAUCCACAGGGGUGGUGGUGGGGAUUGUGCUGGGAGCGGUGGUGCUGCUGCUGGGAGUGGUGAUACUAGCGGUGUUCUGGUAUCAGAGAAGGCGCAGGGCCAAGGCAGCAGCAGAGAAAGGAGCCACAGAUGAAGGGGAUGGUGGUGGGAGUGGUGCUGCUGGCGCUGCAGAGAAUGGUGCUUGUAGCGAAGGCGGAGGGCCAAGGCAGCAGCAAUUCAAGGAGCCAAACAUGAAGGUCGAGGAGAUGGCAUCAAAGAAUCAUGUCAAUCUCGUGCGCCUCUUGGGCUACUGCAGCCACAUGGACGCGGCAACUGGGGCCAUAGAGCAGAUUCUGAUCUGUGAGUACAUGCACAACGGCGACCUCGAGGGAUGGGUCGGACCAGGUGUGGCUGCCCCCCUCAACCUGCGGCAGCACUUUGUUGUGCUCAUUGGUGUGGCUCAAGGCCCUCAGUACCUCCAUAGCCUCAUCAUCCAUUCCCACGCCCCUCACUCCUG
Closterium sp. Naga37s-1 is the source of this 1235-nucleotide messenger RNA. Lineage: Eukaryota; Viridiplantae; Streptophyta; Zygnematophyceae; Desmidiales; Closteriaceae. The record is from the annotation of a GenBank genome assembly.